Messenger RNA from Brassica rapa (field mustard), 3553 nucleotides. RefSeq names its product zinc finger MYM-type protein 1-like. Gene Ontology annotation, molecular function: protein dimerization activity. Lineage: Eukaryota; Viridiplantae; Streptophyta; Magnoliopsida; Brassicales; Brassicaceae. The record is from RefSeq and is a predicted model, not a curated record.
AAUGAUUAGGAUUUAGGAGUGAGAUUUAAAUAAAUAAAAGAAUUGAAUAAAUUAUUGUUAGAGAAAUAUAUGGUAACAUAUUGUUAGUAUAAAUUUAAGGUAAGACCAAAAAAUAAUGAAUUAAAUGAAAAAGUCCAAACAACUUUUAUAUGUAGAUUUUUUUAGACUCCUUCUCUUUUAAUAGUAUUGAUAUAUUUUUAUUUGGUAAUUAAUUAAUAAAGAGUAAUUAUCUAUUAUUAAAGUAACUAAAAGAGAAAAAAAAGAAGCAAAAACUAAACCUAAUUACGUUUCAUCAAUCAUCAUCGUAUCAUCUUCUUCUUCUUCUUAUUUUUUUAACAACAUAUCUUCUUCCUCUUAUUCAAGAAAAACACAAACUCAUCUUCCUCUUAUUCAUUGGUUUUUCCAAGUUUUUAUUUGAAAGCUUCGACUAGCAACAACAAAACAAUUCAGGUUUGUUAAAUAUUUACCAAGUGAUACCUUCUGUUCGCUGUGUAUAAAGAGAUAUUUAUUUACAAUUUUUUUUUAGUUCAAUGUCUUCGAAUCGAAUAAAGAAUGAAAAAGGAGGUGCAGCAAAAGUAAGAGAAAAGAAGAGGCAAGAAGCACUAACAAAUUCAAUGGCUGGUUUCAUGCUAAAGUAUGUUAAAAAAUCUAAACCUUCUCCACCUGAUGAAUCGGUAGAGGAAGAGAAUAAUAAAAGUAGCAAAGAAGCUACUGGGUUUGAUCAUGAUCAAGCUGAAAAGAGUGGUGAACAUAGCAACGAACAUGAGUUUGAUGAGAAUGAGAAUGAAGAGGAUAAAGAGUUUGGUGUUAAGGAGUAUCAGAUAGAUGGAGAUAUAAAUGAUCCUGGAAGUUGGGGAAAAGUUGAUAAAAGAAUGAGAGAUUUUCUGGUUGAAAAAGGUCCAAUGGCAAGACCUUCAAUUGAUUAUCACUUUCCAAGAGAUCAUCUAGGCAGGUGUUUUUCCCAUUCGUCUUAUACCAGAAAUAUAUUGAAUGGAGAGAAGCAAGACAAACUUACGAAUUUGUUGGCAACUACUGGGUCUGAUGAUUGGAGAAAUGUCUCGAAACUGCUUAAGGAACAUGAAAAAGGUCAUAAGCAUAUCACAUGCAUGAUUCAAUGGUUGGAGUUGGAAGAGAGAUUACAGAAGAAUCAGACAAUUGAUAAGCAUAUUCAAGAAGAGCUCAACAAAGAGAAAAAACACUGGAGAGAUGUGUUUCUGAGGAUAAUUGCAUUGGUAAAAGGUCUUGCUAAACAAAAUGUUGCAUUUCGUGGAAGUAGUGAUAAGAUCUAUGUAGAUGGUAAUGGGAAUUUCUUGGGCAUGGUUGAAGUAUUUGCAGAUUUUGACCCAGUGAUGAAAGAGCAUGUUAGACGGAUCGAGAAGCAUGAAACUCAUUAUCAUUAUCUCAGUCAUAGGAUUCAGAAUGAGUUGAUUGAUAUGCUUGGGAAUGAGAUCAAACAAAUGAUCUUAAAGAAGAUUCGGUAUGCGAAGUAUUUUUCAGUUAUUCUUGACACCACUCCUGAUAUCAGUCAUCGGGAACAAAUGUCCAUGGUUAUUCGAUGUGUGGAUAUUUCUGAGACUUCUCCAAAGAUUAAAGAAUUUUUUUUAACAUUUUUGGAAGUGAAAGACAAGACAGGAGAAGGGCUUUUUGACGCCCUUCAAGCUGCGUUGCAUAAUCUUGGGCUGAGCAUAGAUGACAUUAGAGGGCAAGGUUAUGAUAAUGGAUCAAACAUGAAAGGAAAAGUUAAAGGAGUACAAAACAGGUUGCUUGAAAUUAAUCCCAUGGCUGCCUACACACCAUGUGGUUGUCAUAGUCUGAAUCUUGUACUUUCUGAUAUCGCUUCCUCCUCAUCGAUAGCAAUAUCAUUUUUUGGAAUUAGUCAGCGCAUCUAUUGUUUGUUUGCUUCUUCUACAAACAACUGUGAUGUUUUCAGAGAGAUUGUGAAUGGUGUUACGGUAAAACCAUUAUCACAAACUCGUUGGGAAAGCCGCAUCCAAAGUGUUAAAGCAAUACGAUUUCAGGCUCCACAAAUACGAGAGGCUUUGAUUUACUUGGCUGAAAACAGUGCAAAUCCAGGAACAAAAAGUGAAGCCGAGUCUCUUGCAAUGAGUGAAACUUAUGGGAUUGGAAACUUUGAGUUUUUGAUUGGAAUGAUUAUUUGGUAUGAGCUUUUGUUUGUUGUUAACAAAGUAAGCAAGAUCCUACAGUCAAAAGAUAUGGAUAUUGAUAUUGCUAUUGCUCAAGUGAAAGGUCUUAUUUCUUUUUUUAAAGACUAUAGAGAAACAGGUUUCCAAGCAGCAAAAUUAGAAGCUGAAAAGAUUGCUAUUGCUAUGGAAAUUGAUCCUGUGUUCUCUGUGAAAGUAAAGCGGGUCAUUAAAAAGAAGCAAUAUCAUGAUGAAGAGCCUAGAAAAGAUGAUGGAGAUGUGAUAUUUACAGCAGAAGAAAACUUCAGGAUCAAUUACUUCAUCAAAAUUGUGGAUCAGAGUUUGGUUUCUUUCGAGAAAAGGUUUGAUCAGCUCCAAAGUUAUGAAAAAACUUUCGGAUUUUUGUUUGAUCUGAAGAAGCUGCAGUUGACAAAUGAUGAUGAACUGAUGGUUUCUUGUGUCAACCUUGAAGUUUUUCUCAAGCAUGGUGAUCGUUCUGAUAUUGAUGGUAAUGAAUUAUUUAUGGAGUUGAAGCUCUUAAGAGGGAGUUUACCAGCAAAUAUUCAGAAUGCUGCUGAGAUAUUAGAUUUUCUUAAGAAGGUGGAUAUUUGUUAUCCAAAUACAUGGACUGCAUAUCGUAUAAUGAUGACAAUUCCUGUAUCAGUUGCAUCAGCAGAAAGAAGUUUUUCGAAGUUAAAACUCAUAAAAUCCUAUCUACGGUCAUGUAUGUCACAAGAGAGAUUAAAUGGUUUGGCGAUCAUAUCGAUUGAAAGGAAGAUGACUAAAAAAUUGGACUACACAAGUUUGAUGAAUGAGUUCGCUAAUAACACUGCAAGAAGAAUUAUUUUUGAAGAAUAAUGUAUUUUCAUCUUUUAAAUACUUUGAAUAUUUAUGUUUUUGUUUGACAUUGGAUUUUUUUUAAUAUAUGUUUAAGGUUUUUUUAUAUACGAAAAACAGCCGAUUUUUUUCUUUCGCUUCUGGUCUUUCAAAACUCAAGACCGGCACUGGGGCUGACAAUAAUAUUUGUUAUAUUUCCACAUUAUUUUUGUUUGGGCCAUUUCAAAUAUUUUGUUUUUUUUAACAUCAAAUACUUUGUUUAUAUGAACAAAAAUUAAACACAUGAUUAUGUAACCUUUCGUUUUCUCUAUAUAAUUUAAACUUUCAUAAAAUAUUAGAAUAUUUAUAAUGAAAGACGUAAAUCUUUUGUUAAAAGAGUAUAUAAUAUUUUAUUAACAAGUUAAGUCAGUAAAAAAAACCUUAGAAAAAACAAUUCAAUACAUAAUAAAAUUAAUUGAUUAGAGAAAUACCACUUUAAAUUCUUUCAAAUAUAAAGUUCAAUUUUGUAAACAUAAAUACUCAUUUACAAAAUAAUAAUAAUGAAAGAUGAUAAUUUUAAGUUUUUGAAUACAAAA